UCUUGCUCAAGGACACACUGGUGGUGACUGCUGGGAUCGAACCCAGCAGUUUUCUGUAUAUAAUGAAUCUUUGAGUUAUGAAUGUUUUGUAUUGCCCAUUGGCCGUUUUGUUCGGCAUUGGUUUUUGAAAAAUCAAAGUUGGUCAAGCACUAGUUAUAUUCAGUGUUAACUUCAUGACUCGUAUCUUUGCAGGGAUGGAUCAGUGAAUUUACCAAGUGGAAUGCACGCGACUUUUGUGGGAUCCAAAUGUUAUCGAUUGAAAAAGAUAAGAUGUGGAUUCCAGACAUUGUCUUCACUGAAAGUGUCAAGACAGAGUUUGCAACUACAGAAAAUCCAUACGUAAAGUUGACCAGUUAUGGUUUGAUAGCCAAGUUUGAAACUAUUGCUGUAACCAGCGCUUGUAAGAUUGACUUGCUCAACUUUCCCUAUGAUGUCCAAACCUGCUCUCUGACGAUUCAUUCGCCAAUGCAUCCAGCUUUCGAGCUUACACUUAACUCAUAUUCAAGUGCAUCGUUCCUGACGUCCAGCUCCAAAAAGGCCUUUCAAACUCAGGGAGAGUGGGAACUCCUCAAUAUAAAUAUGUCUAAAGCCAACGCGAGCACUCUACAAUACCCACAGGAUCAGCUGAUAUAUACGAUCACCCUGAAAAGGAGACCUCUACUGUACGUCAUCACCUUCAUAUCACCUGUGUUUUGCUUUCUUGUGUUGGAUGUGGCCUCUUUCUUCAUCGAUGCGGGGCGGAGGAGAGAAGCUGAGCUUUAA
This is a messenger RNA of Triplophysa dalaica, 762 nucleotides long. RefSeq names its product 5-hydroxytryptamine receptor 3C-like. The transcript is spliced from 4 exons. Gene Ontology annotation, molecular function: neurotransmitter receptor activity; extracellular ligand-gated monoatomic ion channel activity; transmembrane signaling receptor activity. Lineage: Eukaryota; Metazoa; Chordata; Actinopteri; Cypriniformes; Nemacheilidae. Gene Ontology annotation, biological process: monoatomic ion transmembrane transport; nervous system process; chemical synaptic transmission. The record is from RefSeq and is a predicted model, not a curated record. The coding region runs from base 247 to 762 and encodes 171 amino acids. Gene Ontology annotation, cellular component: synapse; neuron projection; membrane.